Acanthamoeba castellanii str. Neff is the source of this 438-nucleotide messenger RNA. RefSeq names its product EF hand domain containing protein. Bases 1 to 438 code for a protein of 145 amino acids. The record is from RefSeq and is a predicted model, not a curated record. NCBI's taxonomy places the organism in Eukaryota, Discosea, Longamoebia, Acanthamoebidae. Gene Ontology annotation, cellular component: myosin II complex. Gene Ontology annotation, molecular function: calcium ion binding. The transcript has 4 exons.
AUGGCCACCAGCGAGGAAGAAGUCAAGGAGUGCUUCAAGGUGUUCGACACUGACAACGAUUCCAAGAUCGCCAUCAGCGAGAUUGGCCUCGUCAUCCGCGCCCUCGGCAAGGCCCCUCUCCAGAAGGAGAUCGAGGCCAUCGAGGCUGAGGCCGGCGGUGAUGGUGUGGUCGACUUCGCCCAGUUCAUGAACUUCUACCGCCGCAAGUUCAGGAGGCCCCAGGACCUCGAGAAGGAGAUGAGGGAGGCCUUCCGUGCCCUCGAUGCCACUGGUAACGGCAUCAUCUCCUCGGCCGACCUCCGCAUGCUUCUUGGCAGCCUUGGCGAGCCCCUCGAAUCUGAGGAUGUCGAGUCGCUCCUCCGGGCCGUGAGCGUUGAUGCUGAGGGCAACCUUUCCUACGAGCAGCUCGUUGACAUGCUUUCUGGCCUUGCCAAGUAA